AUGAUUUUGAUUGAUGCAUCUUCAAUCUACCGACGUCAAAAUCCUGUAUCUGAAACCGAUAUUAGAGAAUUUAAAUUAUGGGUAAAAUAUGCUAGUGCUGCAUAUUGCGACGUAAAAGAUUGGAAAUGUGGUAAAGCAUGCGAAGGUGAUACAGCCGGAACUCGAUUAAUAAAAUUUUUUCAACAAUCGGUUCCAAGAGAUAAUAAUGGCUUUGUAGCAAUUAAUGAUAAAGAAAGAGCAAUUAUAAUUUCUUACAGAGGAACGUCCGAUAUACAAUCCAUUAUACAAGAUUUUCAACUUAAUCUAACUCCGUAUUCGCCAUCUGUACCAGAUGCAAAAGUACAUUUUGGUUUUUAUGCUACAUAUAAUGAUACAAGAGAAGAAAUUACUUCUUUAGUUAAACGAUUAGUCAAAGAUAAUCCUUCUUAUAAAGUUAUUUCUACAGGACAUUCUUUAGGAGGAGCUUUAGCAGUAUUUCAAACUUUAGAUUUAAUUGGUACACCAGGAUUAAACCCUUCUAAUCUUUUAACCUACACUUUUGGUGAACCGCGUUCUGGAAAUAAUGCUUUUGCUAAAUUUAUCAUAAAUUCUGGUUAUAAAUUUUUUAGAGUUGUAAACCAAAAUGACCUUGUUCCUCAUUUACCUUCCCGUAAACUUAAAUACAUUCAUUAUGGUCCUGAAUAUUGGAUAAAUCCAAAAAAGGACAUUGUUCUCUGUCAAAAUGCUGAAGACAAAAGAUGUAGUUCUUCUUUGCCAUUUAAAUCUCUUGUUAGACAUGCUAGAUAUUUUGACACGGUUUUUCUUUUAACUUGUCUAAUUAAAAAAUAG
This is a messenger RNA of Funneliformis mosseae, 828 nucleotides long. The record is from the annotation of a GenBank genome assembly. Lineage: Eukaryota; Fungi; Glomeromycota; Glomeromycetes; Glomerales; Glomeraceae.